Messenger RNA from Phytomonas sp. EM1, 945 nucleotides. The record is from the annotation of a GenBank genome assembly. Lineage: Eukaryota; Euglenozoa; Kinetoplastea; Trypanosomatida; Trypanosomatidae.
AUGUCUCGGUUCGAUCGUGCUAACCACUGGUGUGGAGAUUCCAGACUACACCUCGGACCUGCCACAUCAUUGUCCACGUUAGCGGGCCACAUAUAUAAGUGUGAUAGCAACGGUUCUUGUGUCCAGCAAGCUUAUGCAAGCACUGUCGAGGAGGUGGUACGUGCUUAUAAGACCAUAUUUCCCUUUGAUAUUGGAAACAAUGCCGAGAGCUCCAAGAGGAUGCCUACAGGCAGCGAGAUGGGUUUUGUUUGGAUCGAUCUCCAUGGUGUGCCCCCACCUCCUCACCAUACUACCAAUGACAGUGAUAAGGGCAAAACUAUGAAUCAUCUUUGGGAAGCUUUGCAGCUUAAUCAAAAGCAUCGAGUAAGGCUUCAGGAGGAGAUAAGGCAAGAGUAUCAACGGCGAACGACAAUGUUUGGGAAAAAGGAGGUGGAUACUGCGAAUGCCUUUCCCUAUGCGAUACCUGUAACACAUCCUAAUAACGAAGGGGAUGGUACCACUCACACUAUUGAGGAGGGACAACUUACACUACCGCCGGACUUCGAGUGCUUCUGUAUGGGAUACGGUUCCGAGGAUCGCUUCGAGGCCCUAGAUGAUGCCGACACUAUACAUUUAUUUGCAAAACCGACCCCUAUCAAUUGUCAGGGGGGAAACAAGGAGGAGUGUUAUGCAGUGUUGCGUGUGAUGACGCUGUUGGAGCAUACUGUGCAUCAUAUUCCGCAAAUGGGGGAGCAGAUUCCCCCUCCUUAUCUGAUAUCUGAGUAUGACACACAGGUCAUGUUCCAUAAAAUUUCCUAUCCCUCAAAUGCUUUCCAUGAUAAUCCAUUUAUUAGACCGUGCUGUCACACUGUACCUACUCUACGCAACACUCACCACAACCCGAAGUUCCUGAGACUGACGCUUUUCAUGUUCCAGAGAGAAGUAACAGGGAUGAGGAAAUUAUGA